AUGGAGGAAAAAAGGGAAGACAGCAGACAUUUCCAUGACGCAUGGGCAUUCAUCUUAUACCUCAUCCUGACAACAUUGACAACAUGUUGGAUGGUUUCUGAAAUGAAGGAAUUCCCCAAAUAUAACGAAGAAGCCCUUCUUCCUCUUCUGACUAUCAACGUCGGUUUGAUGCUUGUGUUUCUGCUGGUAGCAUAUUUAGGACUUAGAUAUACAGCGAAGGGAUUCAUAUUUCUUGCCAACAUUGUGGCUCCGGCUAUAAUAUUCUUUAUUUCAAUGCUUACCUUAAAUCCCUUUGUGAUUCUCUUUGCAGGAAUCACAUUUGGGGUUUCCCUGAUGUUCUAUUUCUGGUACAUAAAGCCUGCUCUGCCACUAAUAGCUGCUAUGGUGGAAACCACUGCAAAAAUACUUUCUUUGAACCUUAUGGGAUGCACAAUCCUCCUUCUUGGCUCUGUAUCCCUUCAAGUCAUCCAAAGCUUUAUAUUCUUGAGGGUGUUAGGAAAUAACGAUGCAAACAUAGGAGUUAUGUCUGUUCUUUUUAUCCUGAACAGUUAUUGGACAUUCUUCAACACAAUAUACUUUGCACAGGUUGUUGUAUCUGCAAUUGUCGUUAACCAUGCAAAAAACGGAAAGGAAUCUUUCAGGGAAUCCUUUUACAUUGCUUUCAUGGCCCUUGGUAGCAUUUCCUUUGCAGGCUUGAUCAUGGCAGCAAUCAACACUGCAAAGCUCCUCCUAGAGAGAGAAAGAGAAAGAAACAGAGAGAGGGGAUCCGGCAACUUCAUCAAUAUAAUCCUUUUGUGCCUUUUAAGUAUCGUCGGAGACCUCGCCAACCUAAUGAAUGAGUUGGUGUUUCCAUACCUUACGCUUCAUGGAACAAAAUACACCGAGUCUAUAGGCAAGUCGUAUAAUUUAAUUGAAGAAAGAGGAGGAGUCACCCUUCUCAGUAAUGCAGCCAUAGGAAAAGUAAUCUUCUUCUGCUUCCUCUUUUUCGUUUGUUUCAUUGCUUGUGGAAAUGCCACUGUGUUUUGGGCAAACCCCAGCUUCCAGUCCGACGAACUUUCGUAUGUCACUAUGUCAAUAGUGUGUGCUCCUUUGCUCACCUUUGUCUAUAGCUUUCUUUCGAUGUUCUCCUCUGGAACUUUGGCUCUAAUAUAUUCAUAUCUUGAAUUCCCCGACCAGGUUAGGAGUAAUGAGCCCGAACUAAUCGAAAAAAUCGCACUCUUCAGCUAA
This is a messenger RNA of Encephalitozoon intestinalis ATCC 50506, 1227 nucleotides long. RefSeq lists its product as uncharacterized. The transcript has a single exon. Gene Ontology annotation, biological process: transmembrane transport. NCBI's taxonomy places the organism in Eukaryota, Fungi, Microsporidia, Unikaryonidae. Gene Ontology annotation, molecular function: transmembrane transporter activity. Bases 1 to 1227 code for a protein of 408 amino acids. Gene Ontology annotation, cellular component: plasma membrane. The record is from RefSeq and is a predicted model, not a curated record.